This is a messenger RNA of Eupeodes corollae, 4886 nucleotides long. It is a transcript of the gene Sema5c, whose product is annotated as semaphorin-5A. The coding region runs from base 624 to 3860 and encodes 1078 amino acids. The record is from RefSeq and is a predicted model, not a curated record. The transcript is spliced from 9 exons. Gene Ontology annotation, molecular function: chemorepellent activity; semaphorin receptor binding. Gene Ontology annotation, biological process: axon guidance; negative regulation of axon extension involved in axon guidance; semaphorin-plexin signaling pathway. Lineage: Eukaryota; Metazoa; Arthropoda; Insecta; Diptera; Syrphidae.
UCUUCUUUGGAACUUGCUAGCUAGCUAUUGCUGCAGCAACGCGCGAGCACACUUCUAACUACACCAGGCAAAAAAUUAUAUAUUGUUUUUGUUUCUUUCGUCAACUCAAACUCUACACAUAUAGCUAGCAGAUACAAUAUCUAUACCAUACGAUACGAAGAUUCAAUUGUACUUACGAGUUACGUACGAUAGUCUGUUAUUGGAUUUUCAAACGCGGAUCCGCGUUCGUGUUGAUCGCUGAUGUUUGGAGCGUUUAAUGUUUUUAUUAUUAUUUCAUUUGGAGUUUUUGUUUGAAUCUUGUCGUUGUUGUUGUCUUUGCGCGCUCGAAGUUUUUUAUGAGGAUGAAAAUUAGCAUACGCGACUUUUGAUCGCACAAAACAUAAAUUGUGUUUACACAAAUCGCAUAUUAGGAUCAAAUCCGCGAAGUUCAGUGUUUCAGUGGAAAAAAAAGAAAAGAAAAAGAAAUUAUUGAUCGAGUGCAAUAAUAAUUUAUAGUCAUAUAGUGAAAACUCCGGUCAAGCCAAAGGUUCAUUUGAAGAAUAUGCUUUGGUAAAUUCAAACUUUCACUCGAGUGUAAAUUUACAGCAAUUAAAGGAUAUUCCCGCAAAAAGAUCUUAUCAAAAAUGGAGAGAAGAUCAUUUUUAAUUAUAUUGCUAUUUGCAAUUAUAGCAAAUAUGAGUGCUACAAUAGGAAAACGUCAACUAAAUAUACUUGAGGAUGAUUCUAGAUACAUUUCAUAUCAAGACUUAAUGUCGUCGUCAAAUCGUUUCGAAGACACCAAUAUCACAACAUACUCAAGAAUGCUCUUCGAUGUUGCUAGAAAUCAAAUGAUUGUUGGAGCAAGAGAUGCAAUCUUUCGCCUAUCCUUUGACCUGCAUCUGUUGGAGAAAUCAAUCUGGGAGGCCACAUCGGCGCAGAUUCAAAUGUGCCAAAUGAAAGGCCAAUCGGAGCACCAUUGUCGCAACUAUAUCAUGGUCUUGCAGAGUUACGAGAAUCAGUUGUACGCGUGUGGGACGUAUGCAUUCAACCCGAACUGUUCGUGGCGCCAGAUGGAGAAUUUAACCGUAACAGCAAAUGACAGUGGCGUUGGGAAGUGUUCCUUCAGUCCGAAUUCGAAUAUAACCGCUUUGCUGACGAGCGAGGGCCAAAUCUUCGUUGGAUCACCCACAGACUUCUCUGGAUCGGAUCCUGCAAUUCUGAGGACGAAUGUUGCCCAUCCGCAGGAGCACUCUGCCCGUCGAAAGAACGGAAACCUUAUUCGGACCAAACAGUACAACUCCAAGUGGCUGGACAACCCUCAGUUUGUGGGGAGCUUCGAUGCAGGGUCCUUUGUUUAUUUUGUCUUUCGGGAGACAGCUGCCGAAUACAUGAACUGUGGCAAAGUAGUCUACUCCAGAAUCGCCAGAGUAUGCAAAUCCGAUCCGGGCGGUGGUCAAAUUCUCAAUGAUAAUUGGACGUCUUUUUUGAAAGCCCGUCUUAACUGCUCUCUACCGGGAGAAUAUCCCUUCUAUUUUAAUGAAGUCCAAGGAAUGACCUAUUCAGCUGAGGAAGAUGUGCUCUAUGCUACAUUUACAACACCAAGUAAUGGAAUCCACGGAUCGGCAGUUUGUGCCUUUAAUCUCUCCGCGAUAAAUGCAGCCUUUGAGGGCCCAUUUAAGUUUCAGGAGCACAUCGACUCCAACUGGAAAGAUGUCAACACCCAAUAUCGAAGUCAAUUUUCGUGCGAAAACCCUCCAGAGGGACUGAGCUACAAGCACCUUUUAGAGUCUUCGCGAUACCAACUGAUGGAUGAUGCCGUCCAACCCAUGACUACAUCUCCACUCUACUAUUCACGACUCGAACGGUUCACCCACAUUGCCGUUGACAUAGUUUCCACCAAGCACAUCGGUUCCACCCAUGUUUUGUAUAUCUCCACAGAGGGCAAUAUUAUCAAGAAACUGUCGGUCUUGCCUUCGAUGCAAGCCUGCCUCAUCGAAGUGUGGCAAUACGAGGAAGAACAACUAAACUCGCAUAUUCAUUCAAUGGAAUACCUGAAGGUAACCGACUCGCUCUACGUAGGCACAGAUCGAGCGCUUAUACGCAUCAACUCGCAUCACUGCAAACGCCACGUCUCGGAGAAGACAUGUCUUAACGCCAUGGACCCGUACUGCGGGUGGAAUGAAUUAAAGGACGAAUGCACACCUCCUCCGACUAGCGGUGACACCUCAGAGAAAUAUUGGAAGCAAAAGGAACUGCAGUGUCCCAUUCUCACAGCACCGAUUGAUGGCGGGUGGUCGGCCUGGUCGGAUUGGUUCAAAUGCAACAAGUACAACGACGAGGGAUCUUGUUUGUGCCGCUCGAGGAGUUGCAUAAAUCCUGCUCCGAAAAAUGCCGGCGAAGAUUGCGUGGGAAUAACCACUGAGGUCACUAACUGCACCGUAAAUGGUGGUUGGACAGAAUGGAGUGCGUGGUCGGCGUGUUCCCAGACGUGUGGUGUAGCAGUGAAGACGCGUCGAAGGUCCUGUGGCAAUCCCAAGCCAGCAUUUGGUGGACGCACAUGUGUUGGCUCAGAUCGCGCAGAGAUUUAUUGUUCGCAGUUACCGCCCUGUCCAGCACCAAAACCACAGGCCAUUGAUGGUGGGUGGGGACCCUGGGGUCAGUGGAGUGAAUGUAGUGCUGAGUGUGGCGGAGGAUUUCGCAUCCGUCGACGAGAAUGUAAUGACCCCAGUCCACAAAGUGGCGGAAUGGAUUGUCCUGGCUGCAAUAUUGACUACGAAGUGUGCAACGCUCAGGGGUGCCCAGAAGUGAAAAAGCUCAGUCAGUGGACCCCGUGGCUCGUCCAAAUGAACACCAACGAAAGUAGUGGUGAGGUUGCGCAUGUGGAAAAAAGAUUCAGAUUUGUGUGUCGUGCGACAACCUCCGAUGUGGGAUCAAUGAAGAUAAAUCUUUCCAAGGAGGAGACUAGAUUCUGUCACUCGGACGGCAAUUGCCAGAGGGGAAAUAGUGAAAAUGAAGAGGAAAGUGUAUGGAGUGAGUGGGGACCCUGUUCGGUUUCUUGCGGAGGUGGGCUUCAGUACAGAACCAGAUCUGGAGAUGGCGGCAAGCAUCACAAGAACACAGUGAGUCGUGUUUGCAACACGCAACCUUGUCCCAACGAAUGGAGCUGUUGGACCGAGUGGUCUCCUUGUUCGACUACAUGUGGAAUCGGCAUUCGCAAACGAUCCAGAAAGUGUCUUGGCCCCGAGAAGACCUCCUGCAAAGGCAAAUCAUUUGAGGAAGCAAGAUGCGAAAUGCCAUCUUGUGCUUAUUAUCUGGGCUGGAGUAACUGGAGCGACUGGUCUCCAUGCUCAAGCGAUGGAAUCCGCUAUCGAACCCGUACGUGCCAACUAAAUCAACCGAACGCCAACGAAUGUCUUGGUGAACCGUUUGAAAAAGCCUCCUGUGUGCCAGAUCCCUGCAGUGGCACAGCAAUGGCUUCAUUCUCAACGAUCAGCACCAUGGUUGCUCUAUUCUGCUUGUUUUACGCCCUGACAAUUCUACUAACAUUUUGGAUCACCAGGCGCCGAUUCAUGCCAGAGACUCCGAAAAAUAAUUCACCAACUCCCAGUUACGAUGCAUAUCCCAAUCAGUACUCCAGCCUUCCAACCAAAGAUAUCUAUGAACCGCGUCAAAAGCCCAAGAGACAAAGUAGCUUCAGCAUGAGUUCUGGCUCCAAGAAUUGCAAUACCAGCGGAACUCUAAAUAAAUCGAAUAACAUUCAAAACAAUCAUACGCCAAAGGUAUUGGCCAAAACUUAUAAUGAUUGCGAGUCGGGAACUUUAAAACGGAAUUCACACGGUCUCAAUAAUUACCGGACAAAUAUCGAUGAUGAAAAGUUUUGAGAAAAGAAAAACACUGCAAAUUAUCUACGUUAAUGAGGUUUUUCAUUGAAAUUUGACAAUACGAGUCAUUGUUGUGGGCUUUUUCGUUGGAAAUGAAAAAAGUUUGAGGGUUUGUCCUAAAGUGAAUGAAGUCCUCGUUUCUAUUUCUGACGAUCGACGUCAGUUAGGUUUGAUUUUCGAUAAACUCAAUUUGCAACAAGUUAAAACAAACGUUUAAAUUAAACCUGCCCAUAAUCUGUUACAUUUGUAUAUGAAACGAAGGCAUGGGAAAUUUGUUCUUAUAUGAAUGCUUUCCGACAUCGUUCUUCUAUUUCGAUAAGCCCCUUUUAUCAGGCGUAUACCUUUCCAGAACAAAAAAACAUACUUUCGUGAUUCGGUCAUAACAAUUAGCACCUCUCCAACAUUAAGAGGACAAACUAAUUAUUUUGAAAAAGAUGUAACGAUACCUAGAGGCAUUCAUUGCCCAGUUCUCAAGUAUUUCGUUAAUUCAAUGAAAAACUUCGUUUAAAAGCAAAGAAAAGUUUCCUUAUUAAUUCCAUUAACUUUAAACAUAAAAUUAUUACAUUUUGUUAAAAUACGCAGUGCCAUUAGACUAUAAGCUAAGCGACGAAUUUUGUUAACUAAUGUUAUUCGGGAAAUGCAUUAUAUUUAAAUUUGACUCAUAUUGAGUUGACUAUAUGUAGAGUUAGGAAAUAGGAUAAUGUUAGUGCUAAAAAUAAUUAUAUACAUAUUUUUAUAAACAUUUAAUUUAAGUAGUAGGUAUAGUUGUGCUUUGGAAGAUUUAAUUUUAUUCGGCGACUAAUCAUACAAAAAUACAAGACUGAUUUAUUGUUUUUGUCUAAUUUUUCGUACGAUAAGUGCUAUAAUAAUAUUCAGAUAUACAAUUUUAAGUGUAUAGGGGCUGUACUAACAAAAGCAAUGAAAGAUAAGUAUUAAAUUAAUUAAUUGUAAAAACAAAACAAAAAUAAUAAUUUUUCUUUUCUGUUAAAUAAAUAAAAUAAAUUAUAUUUUAAUAAAAACAAAAAA